This is a messenger RNA of Lethenteron reissneri (Far Eastern brook lamprey), 1674 nucleotides long. RefSeq names its product rhodopsin kinase GRK7-like. NCBI's taxonomy places the organism in Eukaryota, Metazoa, Chordata, Hyperoartia, Petromyzontiformes, Petromyzontidae. Gene Ontology annotation, cellular component: cytoplasm. Gene Ontology annotation, biological process: regulation of signal transduction; protein phosphorylation; signal transduction. The record is from RefSeq and is a predicted model, not a curated record. Gene Ontology annotation, molecular function: rhodopsin kinase activity; ATP binding.
AUGUGCGACAUGGACUGCCUGGAGAACCUGAUCGCCAACACGGCGUACCUGGAAGCGCGCAAGACCGGCGACGGAGGCGCCAAGGAGACCGCUCGCCGGAGCAUCGCGCUGCCCACCCGGGCGCAGGGCCAGAGUUUGCGCAAAACCAUGCCGGACUCGAGCGUCGACUACGGCUCCGUGUGCGAGACUCAGCCGAUCGGCAGGCACUUCUUCCGCAAGUUCCUCGACUCGCAGCCGCAGUACUCGAGCGUUGUGGCUUUCGCGGACGCCGCCACCAAAUUCGAAUUGGCCGAGGAGGAUGACGGCGGUGGGCGUGGGGCGAUGCUGAACGAGGCGCUCGCGUUCCUGCAUCGGGGCGGCUCCGGCGAGCGGCCGGCGUUCGUGAGCGACGCGCUCGCCGCCGCCGCGGGCUCGCAGGACGCGACGGAGCGAGAGGCGGCGGUCGCGCUCGCCAAGCGAGAGAUGAGGACGUUCCUGUCGGGCGAGCCGUUUCGCGAGUUUCUCGAGAGCGACUCCUACGAGAAGUUCCUCCAGUGGAAGGUGCUGGAGGGGAAGCCCGUGACCGACAAGACCUUCUACGAGUUCCGCAUGCUCGGCAGAGGCGGCUUCGGAGAGGUGUGCGCCAUGCAGGCCAAGGUGUCGGGCAAGAUGUACGCCUGCAAGAAGCUGGAGAAAAAGCGCCUCAAGAAGAAGAACGGCGAGCAGAUGGCGCUGCUCGAGAAGGAGUUGCUCGAGAUGGUGAACAGCGCCUUUGUGGUGCAGCUCGCUUACGCGUACGAGACCAAGACGCACCUGUGCCUCACCAUGAGCCUCAUGAACGGCGGCGACCUCAAGUACCACAUCUACGAGAUUGGCGAGCCGGGCCUGGAGAUGGCGCGCGUCCUUUUCUACGCCGCCCAGAUCACCUGCGGCAUGCAGCACCUGCACGCCCUGCGCAUCAUCUACCGCGACAUGAAGCCCGAGAACGUGCUGCUGGACGAAGCGGGUCACUGCCGCCUCUCCGACCUGGGCCUCGCCGUGCUGCUCAAGGACGACGGGAAGAACAUCACACAGAGGGCUGGCACCAACGGCUACAUGGCCCCCGAGGUGAUCAACGAGGAGGGAUACACCUACAGCUGCGACUGGUUCUCGCUGGGCUGCACCAUCUACGAGAUGAUCGCCGGGCGGACGCCCUUCAAGGACUACAAGGAGAAGGUGGCCAAGGACGAGGUGCGCCGGAGAACGCUGGAGGACAACGUGGCCUACUUCCACCGAAGCUUCUGCCCCAACUCCAAGAACAUCUGUGACCAGCUCUUGGCCAAAAAGCCGGCCAACAGGCUGGGCUGCCGCGGCGACGACGACAACCCUCGCAAGCACCCGUACUUCCAGAGCAUCAACUUCUUCCGGCUGGAGGCCAGGCUGGUGAAUCCGCCAUUCGUGCCCGACCCCGGCAAGGUGUACGCCAAGGACAUCAGCGACAUCAUGGAGUUUUCGGAGGCCAAGGGCAUCGAGAUCAACGAGAAGGACCAGAUGUUCUACUCGAAGUUCUCCACAGGCUGCAUCCCGGCAACUUGGCAGGAGGAGAUGAUCGAGACGGGCCUCUUCGAGGAGCUCAACGACCCCGACCGCGUCGUGCACGUCGAGAAGGACUCCACGAGCAAUGGCAACCGAUCGAGCACCUGCGUCCUGCUGUAG